CAUAACCUCAAAGUUUGUUUUGAUUACGGUGAGGGAGGAGAUUUUCUCCAAAAAGUCUCAGAAAUCUCAUUUCCUGUGUGCAAAAAAAUCCUUCGCAAGCAAUGAGGCACGUUAAAUUCCUUGCCCGGACGGUGCUGGUGCAGAAGAAUAACGUUGACGAUGCUUGUAGAGUGCUAAAUCGCAUCCUUGGAAAAGAAGGGAUUUUCGAUCAAUUCCGCCGGACGAGAUUCUAUGAAAAGCCCUUCCAGACCCGCCGUCGUGUGAAUUUUGAGAGAUGCAAAUCAAUCUACAACGAGGACAUGGACCGGAAGAUUCAAUUUGUUCUCCGGAAGAAUCGGGUGGAACCUUUCCCGGGAUGCCAGUAAAUACAUGAUGUGCGUGUGUGUAGUUCAAAAAAUAUAUUUUCUUCAUUUCGUA
This is a messenger RNA of Lutzomyia longipalpis, 417 nucleotides long. RefSeq names its product 28S ribosomal protein S21, mitochondrial (gene mRpS21). NCBI's taxonomy places the organism in Eukaryota, Metazoa, Arthropoda, Insecta, Diptera, Psychodidae. The record is from RefSeq and is a predicted model, not a curated record. Gene Ontology annotation, molecular function: structural constituent of ribosome. Gene Ontology annotation, cellular component: ribosome. Bases 102 to 365 code for a protein of 87 amino acids. Gene Ontology annotation, biological process: translation. The transcript is spliced from 2 exons.